Messenger RNA from Eucalyptus grandis, 765 nucleotides. RefSeq names its product transmembrane protein 230-like. NCBI's taxonomy places the organism in Eukaryota, Viridiplantae, Streptophyta, Magnoliopsida, Myrtales, Myrtaceae. Gene Ontology annotation, cellular component: endomembrane system. Bases 194 to 508 code for a protein of 104 amino acids. The record is from RefSeq and is a predicted model, not a curated record. The transcript is spliced from 2 exons.
CCGACCUUUCCUUCUUCUCGAAACCAACGAACGAGCAGAUAGAUACUUCCCCCCUGGAAUUCCCCCCUCCUUCGUUCAAAGUCGGCCAACUUUUCGUUCAGCUCAAGAACACCAGCCAAGGCCAAGGCCAAGACCAAAACACACGAUCUCCUCUCCGCUGCUUUCAGCUCUUGGGUCGGGGGGGAAGGAGGAAAUGGCGUACGUGGACCAUGCCUUCUCGAUCUCGGACGAGGACAUGAUGAUGGACUCUUCCUUCGCUCUCACCAGCGGCCGGCCCCCCGUCAAGGAGAUCGCCCUCGCCGUCUCCCUCCUACUCGUCGGCACCCUCGGCAUCGUCCUCGGCGUCCUCAUGGCCUCCUACCGCGUCGGCGGCGACCGCACCCACGGGGUGUUCUUCGCGAUUCUCGGCUCGAUCUUGUUCAUUCCCGGGUUCUACUACACGCGCAUUGCUUACUACGCGUACAAGGGGUAUAAAGGUUUCUCCUUCGCCAACAUACCUGCUGUUUGAGGAGGGGGGUAGCUCUCGGUUUUCGCCUUCUCUUCCCCUGUACACAUCUUUCUUUCUCCUCUUUUGUUUUCCUCGUCCCUUGUUUAAGUUUCUUCGGGGAUUCGUUAGCUGUGCUACCUUCGGUGAUUUCUCGGGAGUAUGUUGUAGUGGAAUUGUCCAUGUAUAUAGAAGAAACGGACGAUGACACCUUGGUCUAUGAAUAAAUGCAUUCGGGUGUAUGCUUUUCUGAGUUAUCAUAAGGACUCCCACCACUUUCA